AAACAAAAAGGCGACACAAAACGAGUUUUGGCGUCGCGUAUAACAUCGCAUCUUCCCCCGACCCUCGCGAGCUCGCUCAGUCCGAGGAGAACAUCGGCACGAGCCAGGCUCAGCCCGGGGCGCAUCGAUCAAUAAAUAACACGAUGACGACGAGGAUCUGGACGCUGUUGGCCGCGGCAGCUGUAGCUGUGGUGACGAUCGUUGACGAGGGAAUCUGCAAGACGCUCAGCCCGGCCGAAGGAUCGCACGUGGUACAAAUUGGUCAGAAGCUAGCAAACGGAAAGAUCGAACCGGUUUGCGGUGGUUCCUACAUCGGCAAAAAUGUUGUGGUUCUAGGAGCUCACUGCUUCAAUCGAAAUGGCAAUGCUCCAGACACGGUUCGCUUCCGAAAUGCUUACGGUGGAAGCACCGAUCUUCGCAUCUCCAACUUUACCCUGCACUAUCGCUACAAGACCCAAUUUGACUACCACAACAUGGCGGUCGCGUUCCUCGAUCGUGACCCAAGGACCGCGAUCAACACCGUCAAACCAGCCUGCGUACUCAAGCCACACAUCAAGGGCAACAAAUCGGUGCAACUGAUCGGACUUAUCGGCAACCAGCUGGACAGGGUGGAUUUGCAGACAGUUUCGUCCGAAAAGUGUCACGAGUACUACAACCCAAACCGGAAGUUGCGAUUCGGAGUUCUUCUGUGCUGUUUCUGCGCAAGAAAUGCCAACCUUAAAAAUUGCACGGAUCAACACAGCGCACCGCUGCAGGCGAUCGUCGUGCGCUCGGGCAAGCAGGUUCCGUUCCUGAUCGGGCACAAGUCGAUUGGGCGAUCGUGCGGAACGAACACUCCGGCCGUGUACACCCGGUACGGUUCGUACUACGAGUGGCUUGAAACUGUAACCGGGAUCAGUUUGGAUGAGAAAGAUUGCAUCAACCGAUACUGAUUUCACUCAAGGAUUCUCACGGGUAAAAUGUGAACGUUUAUUCAGGUAUAAAUGAUCUUAAUAAGAGUUUUGGAAUUGUGGGUUAAUAAAUUGAAGAAAUAAUUAAAAACUUAUUUGUUAGAAGUCCUAUAUGUUUGUAUUGACUCGAUUAUACAAAUUCCUCGCAAAAAUAGCACUUCCGAUAAUCACAUGACGUAAGUAAAACGUUUCCUUUUUUAAGUCGUUGAGCUGAAAUAGACUGUUAGCAUUUUUACCUUAAAUUAAAGUAUAUUUAAAGUGUUUUUGACUAUUUCAAAGUAAUAAAUAGCUCAAAUAACAUUUAGUUAGCUCUUGUUGAUUGCUCUGAAAAUGUUGUUUUGCAAAAGUGGUGAUUGGUCUAAAGGCUUCGUGUACCGAAAAAAGGUUUAUUUCCACUAUAACUGCAAAAGUGCACUGAAGUGAUAUUGGAAUGUAUAAUCAAAGGUGGCGGUGGACUAUUUAGAAUCUAUAGGUGAACAGAAAUUUCCUAUAUAUGAUUAUGUAUCAAAAUUUUCGCAAUUGAAAGGUGCAUCUUUUGCUACCCAAACAUCACUGAAAAAAGUUGAUUUUUCUCGUUUUUGCGCGUGGCGCGUAGAAAAACUCAGCUUUUUUUUUCAAAAAUCAUAUCUGGAACUUACGUGUCGACAAUACGAAUUGUAUGAUAUGUAUUAUGUGAAAUUUUGCGAGGAAUCCGAUAAAAAUAUUU
This is a messenger RNA of Culex quinquefasciatus (southern house mosquito), 1656 nucleotides long. RefSeq names its product serine protease snake. NCBI's taxonomy places the organism in Eukaryota, Metazoa, Arthropoda, Insecta, Diptera, Culicidae. Gene Ontology annotation, molecular function: serine-type endopeptidase activity. The coding region runs from base 144 to 932 and encodes 262 amino acids. The transcript is spliced from 6 exons. Gene Ontology annotation, biological process: proteolysis. The record is from RefSeq and is a predicted model, not a curated record.